CAAUUUCUCUGUCGACCCUCCGCGAUCAAAGUGCAGGCAGAACGCUGAGACUCUGGACCGCCUCGCGAACAAAGGCAAGUGCGGCGGCCGAAGGCGGCUGCUUCUGGACGAGCUCUCCUUUUGAAAGCCGUCUUUCUUCCAUGCGAAAACAUUUUUUUCCUGCAGAAUUCGGAGUCCUGCCGUGACAGAGGACGGCGGUUUCCCUCCGAUGGGUAUCUGCCGGCGCACCCCUUUCUUCGUCUCCUUCUUCUGUCGCGUUUUUCUUUCUCCCAGAAGCGCAAACCUCUGUGCUGUCUCUCUCUUUUCUCUUUCGAGCUGCAGGAAAGGCGGCGACCGCGAGGGAGAGUCUGGCGACGCAGAGCGACAGACUCGUUCGGGAGAUUUAGGGAGCAGAAUCGUUCUGCUCUCAAGGGUCUCUUUUUCCUGCGCUCCAACGCGAUCUGGAAAACGCCGCGAUUUCCACUUCCAAUCGUCGGUGUCAAACAGCUGGUGCGUGGUUGCCGACGCGCUUGACUGUCUCAAAAAAGGAGACGCUCUCUACUUUUUCGCGUUUCUCCUUUUCUCUGGCUGCAUUCUCGAUAUCCCUUCUGUUUACCCUUCCUUCUGCGAAAACAGAAAGUCCAUUUUUCGUAAGUUUCGGCGCCACACAGGCCGGUGCCUCAAAGUUGCCGCGUCUCCACUUUCUCCGGUCUUCACGCGAAAAAAAAGAAGAUCUCUUCCUUCAUUCGGUCCACCAUCGCGUUCUUCGCGUUCUUCCUUUUCUCCUCGAAGCCCCGUCCUCCUCUCAUUUUCCUUCUCUCAUUUUCCUUUUUCUCUCCCUCGGCUGUUCUCGUCUUCCCCCGUUUUCUCUCUUCUUCUGUCUCGUCUCUUCCCUCUUCCAAUUGGCGUCUCGCCGGUGGUCGCGAAGGCCGCGAUGUAGCUCGCAUGCACCUCGGAGCGCGCCUCUGCGGCUUCCUUUUUCCGAACUGCGCAGAACUCGACACCCGACCAUGUCUUCUCUUCCGCAACAGCUUUUCGGCGCAGAUCCGUCGGACGCGACGUCAUGUCUCCAUUCCAGAGACAGCGGGGCCUCCCAGCGCGAACGCUUGGGAGAAACGAGAUCCGCGGCGAAUCUGCCUGCGAACCGCCACAGCAGAUCCCGAGAAGGGGAGGAGGUAGACACUGAAGAAAGCAGCUUCGAACUGUCUCCCGAAAAAGAGCCCAGCGGCAGAAAUGCAGAGAGCCAAGAGGCAAACGAAGACCUUGAGGAAGCGGUGGCUCUCGCGCUGGACUCUGGAAGCGGCUUCUUCUACUCUCGCAGAGCGUCUGAGGCUCCUCCAGGUCGAGGAAACAGAGAUUGUCUAUCGUCUUCCCCAGAUGGUCCUUCACAAGAUCAAGGCUUUUCUCUGAACUCCGACACUGGGCCGCGUAUCGGGUCCUCCUUGUCUUUUUCAAAUACAAACGACCCUUCGUGUCUGUCCUCUUCAACCUCUUCAAGGCAACUCUCACCUUACAUUGGUGGUGCUCCUUCUUCUUCUUUCUCCUCCUCUUCUCUCCCUUCUUCUUUCUCUUCUUCUCUCCCUUCUUCUUUCUCUUCUUCUCCCCCUUCUCCUUCUCUCCCGUCUUCUUCUCUCUCUUCUUCUCUCUCUUCUUCUCUCUCUUCUUCUCUCUCUUCUUCUCUCUCUUCCUCUCAUCUAGCUCAAGCGCACCUUUCUGAAUCUGGAUUUGCGUCAACUUCGUCCACGGAGGCUCUGCAGUGGCCUGCAUCUGCUGCCGGCUGUCGCGCAGCGUCUCUGUCCUCCGAACAAGAUUCGGACUUCGUCUCGCCCUCUGUCUCUGUGUCGCGGCCUUCCGCGGGUGCCGCUGGGAACGCGCGGUCGUUCGCUGUCGGCGUUUCUCGUCCGCGUCCUCGAGUCACGGCGCGCAACUCUCACGCAGCCUCGGGGGAGACAGAAGACGUUUGUGUGGAGACGCCGGACGCAGACAGAGAUGCACCAGAGCGAAGUGACAGCCGAGAAGCCGGCGCCGGAAGCGCGAGGAAACUUGCAUUGAAACUCCUCGCCAGCGACUCGGAAGAAGAAGGGAGAAACUGUAGAAUGGGCGCUGCUGCCGGUCGACCCCGGCUGAGUGGGGAGACUGUAGACGAGGCGGAGAACACUGGCCAAGGCGCGGCCCUUCCGCGAGAGUUUCCGUCGCUCGUUCUUCCUUUUGGCGUAUGCCGAAACGCGUCCUUCGACUCUCCUCGUCUCCCGCCCUCCGUCUCCCCCUCUGCAGCUGCUUGCGCCUCCGACGCAGCGUUUUCCCCACGGAUGCACUCACGGAGAGACAGUCCAGAGGAGACACUUGAAGAUAAAGGGAGAGAAGAAGAAGAGACGAAACAAGAAGGAGAAGGAGAAGAGGAGGAUCAUCGUGGAGAUUUGCAUCGUCGGCGGAGUCGAUCAGAGGAGCAGCCGUCUGUUGAAGCAAAGAGAAGAAGAGCUCAGAAGGAAGCCUGUGAAAUGUCGAGCGCACCCCAAGAAGCGCCAAAAGAAUUUAACUUUCCUCAAACACAGAGCGCCGUUCGCAGCGACGCAAUCGACGAGUUGUCGUGGGCGGAAAGUCGGAUGCGCCAAGUCCCCGGCCAGGGGACCCCGAGCGAGGAGCUGUCCGAGUCUGAGGAGCCAGUUCAACAGCAGAGCCGCGUCGCAGUGCGUUACAUCGACAGCCCAAGAGACGAACGCGAAGAAGCCUCUCAGGUCGUUGCACCGGGAGUCGCUUCUGCGGAGCCGCUUUCUCUGCGAGGGACAUGUUCGUCCGUUCUCGGCUGCGACGGAGGCCGCCAGGGGGUUUCUCCAGUCCCCGGCGGUGUGGAGGUUUCUCGUUCUUCUCUCACUGCUCACAGUGAACUGGAGGAGCGUUUCGAGGGAGUGCGAGAACCUCUUUUCGGAGUGGAAGACUCUCGUCUGGAAGAGACGGAGACGGUGCAGCGCGAGCGCGAGGAAGACGCAGAAAGCGUGGAGGAAAUGGGAGUUCACCACGCAGCAAUCAGCGUCGACAGCGGAGACGACGACGACAUUGCAGUGCUCGACUCGGCUGGCGAGGCGACAGAGGCUCCCGAGGUGGACGCCGACCACGAGGCCGAAGAUGAAAAGGACGAAGAGCAGGAGACGGAACAGCUCUCCGCGAGGCUGUCUCCACGACCCGGAAGUGUCUCCGCCUCGGUCUCUGUGUCCGGUGAAACAGGGGCAGAGGAGGACGAGGGUGGAGAGGACCUGGAGAUCAUCGCUGUCGAGGAGGAAGACGAUGAGGCCGUCGAGUUUAUCCGAGAAGAUCAAAACAGUCGCCUACGCCGGGGGUUCGGUGGAGACGCGUUCGAUUUCUCGCGGUUUCCAGCGCCCCAGGAGGCCCGCGCUGCCUCAGUGUCUCCGCCGCUCUCCGGGGUCUCUCAGGCCUUCAGCGCGGCGUCUCGGGCGACUCCGGAGACGGCGUCGCAGCCUGAGGACGAUGUCCAUGUGCCGCGGUGCGCGAUCUGUCUCCUGAACCUGAAGCGCAGACACACAGACGUUUUUCGUUUGAUGGAGGAGCUGGAAGAAGAAGAGGCGGAACUGAGUGGACGACGAGGGUCUGGAGAGAAGGCGGACGGCGACGGAGCUGGACCUGGAGAAGACGGCGCGCCGGCAUCUCCGCGUCGGACAGGAGAGCAAGAAGGGGGCACAGAGGUCCAGGCGGAGCCGGCGGUCGGCGAAGAGACCGAGAGCUGGAGCCCCGGGAGGGGACGCGCUCGACGGCGACGCGGGGCCGGUCGAAAGGGAGAGAAGUCCGCGGUCGAUAGGGCAGCACAGAGACGAAAGUACACAGAGAAGUUCCGGGCGCUCUACUCGCCAGAUGACAACGAUCAAACCAUGGUCACGAUCUGUGGGCAUGCUUUCUGCAAAGGAUGUCUCGAGCAUGCGCUCAUGGUCAAAAAGGAGUGCCCAGUGUGUCGACGAAAACUCCACGGGAGUCGACAGUACUUUCCUGUCUUUUUCUGACUCUCCAGUUCAGACCUCGCAUGCAUCGUGUGAAGCAAACGUUAGAACAAAGUUCAACCAACCUCCAGAUUGCCGCAUCUACGCUUCAGGAGUAUUACAUGCACAUUUCAUAUAUAUUUAUAUGCAUGCAGCUCGCGUGUACAGCAUACACAUGUGUAUGUACACUAUUCAUAUAUGUGUGCAUAUAUGCAUGUCUCUUAUGUAGGUAGGUCGAGCACUGAUGCGAGUUGUGUGUACGAAGAGGGUGGAAGAGGGAAGGAGAGGAAGGUGGAGAACAGGGAGAGAGUGCGUAAGUGGGUCUGUCGAUUCUGGACUCGAAUGCAGAGGAGAUUCUUGGGGGCUCCGGUUUUUUUUCGAGAGGGAAAUUCGUCAAGAAAAGGAGAAAGGGAGAUGCCGGGCAUGACGCAGAACAGCAGGUUUGAGAGUUGUCGGGGAGAAAAACAUAUUUACAGAGACCGCUGCUGGUUCUUCGGAGUGGAAGAAGAGCGAGCAACGCUCAAGUCGAUUCAGAACGAGUUGCAUGUCAUGGGCUGUUAGUGGGGAGCUGUCUCUUGUCUCAGUCAGAAGUAAAAAGGGCGCGAGUUUGUGUGGUUUUUGUGCCUCUGAAAAGGAAUGCGUUUUCACCUUCUUGUCACGAAGAAGCCCCAGGAAACUCUUGGAUUCUUCAAGAUCUUUGCCCUGUGUGUGUGUGUGUAUGCGUGUACGCCCGAGUUCUUCGGGCCGCGAUACGGAGAGAGGCGUCGACUUUCUCCACUUUCUGUUUCCGCAUGAAGCGACAGACAAGAAGGCUUUCGCGGUCUAGCCUCACAAAACGGAGGGGUUCCCCCAAACACUCGGAUCGCGUUGGCGCUCUGGUCAAUUAGCUUUGCAGCUCUUGUGCCGAUCUUUACUUCACCUGCUCAACCAGUGGAUUAGUCGUGACUCUUUAUUCGACUCCCAUGUCAAUCCAAAGUUCUGUGACUCUGUGUACUCUGGUGGUGGUGUAUCAAAGGGCGUCCAGAGCUGACAAGAGGGUGUUUUAUGUGUCUCCCCAGGCAGAGAACUGACGCUCCGUAGCUAUGUCAAUCCGUUUCGGGGAUGUCAGAAAAAAAAGUCGCUUUUCCUCUUUCGGCGGGGGGGAAGAGACUGCGCCUCUGAAACGGCUGGAGUCGCUGGUAUCGGCUGUUGCUGAAGAGUCUGGAAUCAGGUGGGGGCUUGGAAAUCGCGCAGCAAUCAAGUCAAAGAGUUACUUUUUCGCAGUUGCAAACUCCGCGGACUUGGGGUCUCGGAAAACUUGACAGCCUUUGCAGAGAAACAAACGAAAU
Messenger RNA from Toxoplasma gondii ME49, 5293 nucleotides. RefSeq lists its product as hypothetical. Lineage: Eukaryota; Apicomplexa; Conoidasida; Eucoccidiorida; Sarcocystidae. Bases 990 to 3989 code for a protein of 999 amino acids. The record is from RefSeq and is a predicted model, not a curated record. The transcript has a single exon.